Molecule: messenger RNA, 1751 nt
Organism: Prinia subflava (tawny-flanked prinia)
Lineage: Eukaryota; Metazoa; Chordata; Aves; Passeriformes; Cisticolidae
Gene: PTGES2
Product: prostaglandin E synthase 2
Exons: 7
Coding region: 35-1096 (353 amino acids)
Cellular component (GO): mitochondrion
Molecular function (GO): prostaglandin-E synthase activity
Source: RefSeq, a predicted model, not a curated record
GGAGCGGCCGCUCUCCGCCCGCCCUCAGCCGAAGAUGGCGGGUGCCGGCCGAGUCUGGCGGCUCGGAGCGCUGCUGCUGCCGCCAGCCUGGCGGCUGCGGGCCCCAGGACGAGCCUUCGGCACCGCGGCGGGACGGGGAGGCAGCAGCGGCCGCCUGAUGCUGGGCGCCGCAUUCGCGCUGGGCGGCAGCGCCGGGCUGUGCCUGGCGGCGCGGCAGCGCCUGCGGGAGCACUCGGCCGCUGAGCUGCCUGCAGGGAGCCUGCAGCUCACUCUCUACCAGUAUAAAACCUGUCCUUUCUGCAGCAAAGUCCGAGCUUUUCUUGAUUAUCAUGGACUGUCCUAUGAAAUUGUGGAAGUGAACCCCAUCAUGAGGAAAGAGAUUAAAUUCUCUUCCUACAGAAAGGUGCCCAUCCUGCUAGCCAACGCUGGGAGCCCUCUGCAAUUGAACGACUCCUCGGUGAUAAUCAGUGCAAUAAAGACCUAUCUUAUUUCCAGGAGGAAUAGCUUAGAAGAAAUCGUGUCCUUUUAUCCACCUGUUAAAACGGUGACUGAGCAAGGCAAGGAGGUGGUUGAGUAUGAGAAUAAAUACUGGCUCAUGCUGGAUGAGAAGGAGACAAAGAGAGUCUAUCCUGUCAAAGAAGUGAGAAUGGAAGAAAUGAAGUGGAGGAAAUGGGCAGACGAUUGGCUUGUUCACCUCAUCUCCCCCAAUGUCUACCGCACCCCCAAAGAAGCCUUGGCAUCUUUUGAUUACAUUGUCCGUGAGGGGAAGUUUGGCACCUUGGAAGGUCUCUUUGCCAAAUACGUGGGGGCUGUUGCCAUGUUCUUCGUUAGCAAGAGGCUGAAGAAAAGACACCAGCUUCGAGAUGAUGUCCGGGAAGAUUUGUACGAAGCAGUUAACGAGUGGGUAAAAGCUGUUGGCAAAAAUCGACUGUUCAUGGGCGGGAACCAGCCAAACCUCGCUGACCUGGCAGUGUACGGGGUACUCCGGGUCAUGGAAGGGCUGGAAGCCUUUGAUGACAUGAUGGCUCACACCAAAAUUCAGCCUUGGUACCAGCGCAUGGAAGAAGUCAUUCCAAAAACUGGAGUUGCAAUCUGAUGCCAGCUGCAGCUGCGUCCCUGAAGUACUUGCAUGGUGAAAACUUCAGAAGAAAUGGCUUUUAUGUUUAGAGUUGACUAAAGAGUUGUGAUUUUAGAGUCACACCUAAUGGACUGACAUGAGCACAGAGACCACCCUGUUCAGAACAUCAAGCUGCUGUGAAAGAAGGGUCCAGCUGGGUGUUUGUAGAAGGAUGGGGACAGGUAAAAGAAAGGGAUCUUGAUGCUGCUGGAAAGGAGACACUCUGAACUGAAGAAUGCAGCAAAAAGGUUUCUUUCAGACAAGAGACAUCCUCAGAGCAGGUUACUGUAAAAGCAAGAUGCUCUUGGCUGGUGUUACAGCUGUGUCAGAUGUGGUAGGGCUGACCAGCUUUUGCCUCAGGCUGUCUUCUGCUACUCAUCCAUGUCACCUGAAGUGUUUUCCUGACUGAGAUGCUGGAUACUGGGUUUUAAAUGACAAUAUUUCCUGCAAUAGAAUCUUGUAAACCUAGUGCUAAGGAAACUGGAAGAAUGUGCAGUGCUGCAGGAGGCACCCUUCCUCUGACAGCAGUGAGGCUGUGCUUAGCAGGGGUCUGCUUUCACUUUUCCAUGUAAACGGUUCUCUCAGGACUUGAUUCUGUACGGUGUGCACAGAUAAAGGCUGGCUUUAUUCUGUC